Messenger RNA from Aplysia californica (California sea hare), 4906 nucleotides. Its product is annotated as scoloptoxin SSD14. Gene Ontology annotation, molecular function: glutathione gamma-glutamate hydrolase. NCBI's taxonomy places the organism in Eukaryota, Metazoa, Mollusca, Gastropoda, Aplysiida, Aplysiidae. Bases 1 to 2700 code for a protein of 899 amino acids. Gene Ontology annotation, biological process: glutathione catabolic process. The transcript is spliced from 17 exons. The record is from RefSeq and is a predicted model, not a curated record. Gene Ontology annotation, cellular component: plasma membrane.
AUGGUCUGCAGUUUGACGUCACCCCGACUAUUGGCUGUCCUGGCCUUGGCCCAGUUGGUCACUGGCUUCCUGGUCGGUCGUUCACCUGACCGGACAUUCCCGAAGCCGGGGAGGGGUGAUGAGGGUCUGUACCACUUCGCCGCUGUGGCUUCCAACGCUGACCCUUGCUCUCAGGUUGGAACUGGUUUUCAAAGUGGGCGCUACCGCCCCAAGGGGGGCGGUGGCGAGAGUUUGGGGGGCGCUGUGGCGAAACUGGGCGAUUGGGGGGCGCUGGUGGGCGCUAAGGGGGCGGCAGGCAAAAACCAUGCUAUUGGUGAGAAUCUCAUGCCUGCGACAAGAGAGGUGGUCAACACAGUCCCGCAAAGUGCCCUGGAGCCUGUGUUGAAAGUUCUCCCACUAAGUGACAAUACCAUUCAAAGACGUAUUGAUGAGAUAGAGCUCAUGGCAAAGAAGAGAGGGAGUGCUGUUGAUGCGGCCAUUGCUAGUAUGUUGUGUGUGGGAGUGACAAGAUUUCAGAACAGUGGACUCGGUGGUGGUCAUUUUGCGACAAUCUAUGACAGUCUCAGACACACCAACCAAUCAACUCUCCACAGAGCGUCCAGGAAAGUACAGUCCAUCAUAGCCAGAACCAUGGCCCCGAGUGCAGCCAACUCAACGAUGUUCAUCAAUGAUACUGUCGGCGUAACACAGGGAGGUCGUUCAAUCGCUGUACCGGGAGAAAUUCUCGGUUUUUGGGAAGCUCACAAGCUACAGGGUCGUCUUCCUUGGCGCGACCUUUUCCAACCUGCGAUUAAACUUGCUAUUGAAGGCUUCCAUAUCGAGCCCUCUGCAGCUGCUAUCAUCCAACGUAAAAUACCCACAGGAAUAUUUGACUCGUUUCCAGCUCUCAAAGCCACCGUGACGAACCCAGCUACAGGCACCUGGUACAAGGAAGGGGAGAUGGUCCGGCGUCCCAAGCUGGCAAGGACCUUGAAGAGAAUCGCUGACGGUGGCGCAGCUGAGUUCUACAAUGGGAGUCUAGCUGAUGACAUUGUCAAGGAGAUACAGGGGGCAGGAGGUAUCAUCACCAAGCAGGACUUGGCUGAUUUUUAUGCUGACGUCACAUCACCUUUGUCUCUGGCUCUGAAUGGAGGACUCACCAUCUACUCACCACCAUUACCUUCCAGUGGCGCCAUCGCUCAGAAUAUUCUAAACAUCUUCUCGGGUAAUGUUCUUAACACUUUGAUACCAGUUGAUCUAUCUCUGAACCCCACGCAUUGUCGAAUGACCGGAUUACACAUUGUCACGCUGAGGAUCAUUGUGGAACAGUCCCGGGAGUGGAACGCCCAGCUGAUCGUCAACUACCCUGAUUAUGAGAAGGUCUUUGACAGCGUAUACCGAGCAACACUAUGGAAAAUAAUGAGACAUCAUGAUUUCCCACAGAAGUUGAUGAAUCUCAUUAAGAGCAUGUACGAAGGGACACGUUGUUACAACAUGACGUCAGCGGACCUAUCAACCAAUGAAAAGACAGUGCUCACCUACCACCGAUUCAUUGAGGCCUUCAAGCACGCGUACGCUGCUCGUUCCAAACUGGGCAGUCCGUACGGUGAGACAAAGUCGUUCAAGGAUGAGAUGAACAAGUCUGUGCUUGGUCCGACGAGUUUGUUGAAUCCGAGUUCCACUGUAAAAUGCUCACAGCUCAUUGCCAACCUGACAUCACCUGAACAAGGGGAAGCGACCCGCAGGCAGAUAUGGGACAACCAGACGUUCCCCUGGCCAAAUUACGGCGCCGAGUAUUACUCUCAAGACGAUCACGGCACGUCUCAGCUCUGUGUUUUGGCGCCAAACGGAGACGCUGUGUCUAUGACCUCAACCAUUAACCUAUAUUUCGGCUCCAAGAUUGUAGGGGAGACAACUGGAAUCACUUACAACGACGACAUGGAUGAUUUCUCCACCCCUGGCAUCGUGAACGCUUUCGGAGUCGCUCCAUCCUCUUUCAACUUCAUCAAGCCUGGGAAACGGCCUAUGUCUUCCAUGAGUCCUUCCAUCAUUCUAGAUGACCAGGGGUCAGUUCGGCUUGUCAUUGGUUCGGCUGGAGGAACCAAGAUUACAACAACGACAACCCUGGUGAGAAUUCCGACCUCGAUUUUCAAGAUCUACGAUGUUCACUUGACCUACUUCGCAUAUAUGAGGGAUUUCCUCUCUGUUGGGCUACUUUUGGGUCACCGCUUUUUCGGCUCCAAGAUUGUAGGGGAGACAACUGGAAUCAUUUACAACAGCGACAUGGAUGAUUUCUCCACCCCAGGCUUUGUCAACGCUUUCGGAGUUCCUCCAUCCUACUUCAACUUCAUCAAGCCUGGGAAACGGCCCAUGUCUUCCAUGAGUCCUUCCAUCAUUCUUGAUGACCAGGGGUCAGUUUGGCUCAUCGUUGGCGCAGCGGGGGGAACAAAGAUCACCACAACCACAGCUCUGAUGACCGGCUUCACACUGUGGUUGGGUGAGGACAUAAAGUCUGCCAUUGACGCACCUCGCAUUCACCAUCAGCUACUUCCGGAUGAAGUCAGGAUCUCACCAACAGCACCCCUGUGGCUCAUUGACGGCCUGAAGCAGAAAGGUCACAAGAUAGUAUUCGGCGUAAGCAGCACCCCCACAGGCAUCCUUCAGAGACCUCUGGGCUACAUCCUGGCCAACGCACAAGGAGCUACUGUGGACGGGUAUUGAGCAUUCAGUUGGGAGGAAGACAGUGCCACUCAGCGUUAACAUUGCUGCCAAACGCUGACGAAACGCUUUUUUCCUUAUUUAAAUGAUUAUAAUACAUGUAUUGUGGCUUUGAUGUAGCGUUCAACCCCGAAUAAAAUAAACUGGCUUUGAGUGCUUUACAGUACAACAGUAACAUUGUGUUUUGACCCCCAAAAAUCUCUCUUAAUAUGUAUCUAAUUAACUUAAAAACAGCGAUUUCCGUUUUCGUAUAACACAGUCAAACCUGGUUAUACCCUUUACUUUGAGACGCGAAUGAAGUUGGCGGUACAGCGGGGCUAGCUGUGGGAUAGCAACGAUUGCCAUCUUGACUAAUGGUAAACUGGUAGAGAGUAAAGGACAAACUGUGGCCCGUCUCGACUCAUCAUUGUCUUGCGUGAUUGCCAAGUUCAGGAGAAAAACGAGUAAUGCCGUAAAAAGUUAUAUGUGCAGCUCCAACUAGACUUCACGUAAAUAGGGAAAUUCUGUCGUAUCAGAAGCUAGGCUGCAUUUGUCAAGCGUCCUGAAAACAUAGAGGGUUCUUUUUUUAAAAAACCCGAUAGGCCUACUCGUCAGUCUUCGGGUCGCCUCAGACCUGUCCCGUAGACUUGAGUAUGAGUCCUCAAAAUAUAUAUAAAAGUUUCACGGGCACCCAAAACGGUCGAAGCCAGACAGUUUGCCAACAGGUCGAAGUGGUGCAGUUCCUUUGAAGUUUCUCUAGGUGGGACAAAUUUACAUUAGCUUAAUUAGAACAGUCCAACUGAUACAGAUAGCAGAAUGUCAUUCCCUGUGCUCAACAUAAAUCUAAAGGUAAACUGCCCUGUGUGCAACCAGACCUAGAUGCCAUCACUUUCACUAUCUUCUUAAUAAGGCAGAAGAGUGAAAAAAAAGGCAAGGCACCUUCCCUUUAAUUUUUCUUGUUGACGUAUAUUACACUUUUACUGAAGCUGGUAGAAACAUUUUUAAAAUGUUUGUUAAAAACCGUGGUUUGUGAGAUUUUGAGGUAAGUUGUUCAAAUGGAGAUAAUAAAGAAAAGAACAGUUUCAGUUUUCAAUGCUGUUGUUUUGUUUCUGACGAGUCAUUGAUUAUUUGCUCCUGGUUAUGAUAAGUAUUUGCAGUUUAAUACAGAGGAAUAUCGGUGGUUGCACCAACGGCAUGGCGAUAUAAUCCAAGGCCUACAUACAAACAAGCUGGUUGCGGGUUGGGCAUAAGGUGAUUUGUUUUUCGGACAAAGAUGCAAUAACCUCUUGGGUUGUACCAGUAUAAUUCUAUCUAAUCCUUGGUUAUGGUUAGUUAAAAUUACAACUUAUACUUCUGGCUUGUAAUUUUGUAUAAAAGGAAAACAAUUAGAAAUAACCAAAACCCACCAUUGUUAAUUUUGAGGAGCAAUUCCAUUAGAAUAGUAUCUACAAUAACCAUAGUUUAAAUAACACAUAGGUGAGUCUAACAUGCAAAUAGCGCAAAAAGCAACCCUGCACAUACCGAAGAUAUAUUCAGAUCCCGAUUUUUUUUUCUUAUUACAUUCUUUGUAUUAAAAACACACACAUAAUGCUUAUAGUAAAGAAUUCGUACUUAACGAAAACAAAAAUGGCAUCAGCGAGGGAAGAUGUUAAAUUAUUUCCCUCUGCAACUUCACCAAGAUCAAUCUUUGCAGAACGCUCGCAUGUUGUUGCAUAUUGUACAAUCUCUGUUGAAGAAGAAGCGUGCUGACACGUGUGCUGAAUGUACAUGCUUUCGCGUGACCACAGACUCUUGACACGCAUUUUAUAAUGACCAGCUAGUUUUGCCUCUAAAAAGUAUCAUUGGUGAUCUGUGACGUAGGCUAUAUGCGUAUACAAAAUGUGUGUGAGAAGCGGAAAGUGCCUUGAACAAUUCUAUAUUUUCCGGGUGAAGGAAGUUUGAAGCAUUUUACAUAAAUUUAUGAAGAAAAGUUUAAUAAUCUAGCCUCAACUGUUGUGGACAAAUAUGAAUAAGUUCAGACAAAUUGAGACAAACUGAUGUCCACAGUAUGGAUAGCAUUGCUUCACCGUUAAAAAGAUAUUUGAGGAUGAGUUGCGCCACGAAUUUUUGACUGCACUAUAACUAUGUACCCGAUGCUAUAGCUAUGUACCCGUUUGAUGAACGGACUCAAAAGAAUCAAUCCUCAAGUCAAUGUAGAAACAGUACGCACUGCUUGUGAACGGAAUCCUCA